AACGAAUUCUUUAAGUAAAUAUGUAGUCGCGUAUUUUGCAGAUGAAAAAAUGUGAAAUAAUUCGGUAAUUGGAUGUUUUUGUUUGUAAUUACAAGCGGGAUAUCCGCCGAAUUUGCUUAUCACAAACACUUAGAAUUCGCAAAAACCAUGUAAAUAGUAGGUUUCUACAAGAAAUAUUCUGCAACAAACAAAUCGUAUUAAAAAAAAAAAAAUAAAGGAAAAAAAGAAUCAUAAAUAUAGGAGAGCUACAUACGUCUCACAAAAAAAAAAGUAGUAGAGACAUUAUUUAUAAAAAAAUACAAAAAUUUCUGCGACGCAACAACAACCGAAAAUGGAGGAAGAGACACUUGAACGGGCAUUCCGGGCGUUUCUGGACCAAAAAGACCUCAAAUCCGCAGCAACUGCCUUCGACGAAGUGAUGAGCAAGAAAAAUUGUCCAUCGGAUGCGAUGAACACUGCGCUGCUGGGGCGUUCGAUGGUCUGUUUCGAGUCAAAAGAGUACAAGGAAGUCCUUAGCUACACAAACCAACUCGUCAAUUCGCUUCGGAACGCAAAAAAUACCGAACUGACGGUAUGCCUUGCGAGAAAUUUCAGCGUUCGAGCAUCGGUUUUGCUAAAAGAUCCCGAACCGCUGAUGCAAGAUGCGAAAAAACUCGUCGAGACACUAAAAUCCCUCGAGCAAAGUGACAAAUUGACAUCGUUGGCAACCAAAAUCGAUGAAAUUUUGGAUAAAUCCACGAAUGAGCAACUUAAGAGCGUCUUUUCGAAAGAACACGAAGAAAUUGGGGACAUUUGUAAAGAGAUUCAUGACAUUCUCGUCACGGAACUCCCCUUGGAUGAGCACACAAAGUGGCUACGGAAGCGAGAAACGACCCAAAAUGGCGAAACGAAGGAAGAAAAUCUCGCGAAAAAGGUCGAAACUGCGCUGACUGUGAAUGAAGUUGACGAGAAAUCGAGCGAAAGCAAUUCUUGCACGUAUUGCGGCAUCAGUUUCAGUGAUAAAACCGAAUUGCGAUUGCAUUGUCAAACGCAGGAGCAUCAAAAUGUUCUCAUGUCAGACGAGGGUCGCGAAUGGAAAUGGCGCCCUCCCCCGCGAGGCCAUUCCGCGGAAUCGUAUUCGCUGUGUGAUAACUUUGUCGAGAACGCAAUUUGCCAUUAUGGCAAUCAAUGUGCUGACGCGCACGGCACUGACGAGCUCAACGAAUGGAAAGAACGUCUCGAAUACCGCAAAACGCGCCUUCAACGAGCCCGCGAAACCGAAUUAUACGGCAAAACGUACACGGAGCAACUUUUGGACAAAUGGUAUUCCGCCUCGAGCCCCGAAAAAGUGAUGAAAGAAAAGAUCGAGGGCGUCGACGAAAGUUGCUCAAGUGAACUUGUGACUACCGUUUCGUCAAAAACAUCGAAACGCGAGUGGGUUUUUAUGCUUCGCACGAAAAAAUCCAUCAAAGCAGUCGCGCUAAUGCAAGAUUUGCACCGAAAUCACUUCGUUAUUAAACAAAUACUGCCGGCUGAUGUUCGAGCAAAGAAGGGCGGCAAAGAAGCUGAACUCACGUCAGAUCAGGAAUGGGUUGCUCCGGCGACGGAAAAUAAACCAGAGACGGAAAAUACGACAGUUAAUCUCGAACAUCGCGUGAAAAUUGUCUUUUCGACGGAUAUUUAUGGAACAUUUCGUCAAUCGGUGGUUUUUGAUUUCGGCACGGAGCCCGUUUUGGUCAAGCAUAUUUGUGUGGAUGUCAUUCCCGUAACGGAUGCGGACAAAAUUCAGGAAAUUAAGAAGGAAAUUGUGAAUACGACGGCGGAAAGAUGGUGCGAAGACAACGCUGAUGUCGUUUAUUAUCAACAAACGUCGGGCGCGCAUCUCCAAAAUGCCCAAUAUUUGGCGGAUGUUGCCCGGGAGAAGGAUUUGUUCGAACGAUAUCCGUGUCCGAGAGCGUCGACGUUCGUUUUGACGCAAACUACGAUCACGGAGAAGAAAUUAACGCGACACAAUUACAGAUCGCGCAUGCACGAGUUGCUCUACGUCGAAGAAAUUGCCCGUUACGAGCAAAUUGCGCGCUAUAAUCUCACAGCAUCACUAAAAAUCACGACAAAUUACCUUCUGACGCCGAGCGGGAUGGCAACAAGCACUGCCAAAUAUUCGCAUUCGGGAGAAUUGUUCGCGCUGAUGAACUUGAGCAAAGAUGUCUCCGAAGAUACCUCCGCCGGGCGAUUAAUUCUCAAUAAUUGCGCUUCGGUUUACGUUUCGUCGAAGGAUCCGCCUCCUGCGGGCGAAAAAAGAAAAAUCUACGAAGCUGUCAUCGAAGAUAAGGGCAAAAAUAUGAUUUACCUGAAACUUUCUGCGGCGGCGGUGACUGGAUUGGGCCUCAAACCCGACACGGAAUUCACGGGAGACAUUCAAUUUCUCCCAAAUCGCCUGUCGUACUGCGAAUGGCAUCAAGCCAUCGACAAAAUUACGGAUUACAAAAUAAUUUUUCCCGAAACGACAGUCGAGCCGAGUAUUCCGUGGACCCCAACGCGACAAUGGGACUCAACGUUAGACCCCAAACUCAACGCCAAGCAAAAAGAAGCGAUUAUGGCAAUUACGACAGACAUGAAAUACGCGCUGCCGCCAAUUUUGUUGAUCGGACCUUUUGGCACGGGGAAGACUUUUACACUGGCGCAGGCGAUUAAACAACUUUUGCUGCAACCCGAUGCGCGAAUUCUCAUUUGUACGCACAGUAACUCAGCUGCAGAUCUUUACAUUAAAGAUUAUUUGCAUCCUUGGGUAGAGGCGGGCUGUGAAGAGGCACGACCCCUGCGUGUUUAUUAUCACAAGAGAUGGGUCGCAACGGUGAACAAUAUCGUACAAAAGUAUUGCUUGAUCGAUUUGAAUGUGAAUAUGAGGAAUUUUAGGCGUCCGAGUGCGGAGGAUAUUCUCAAGCAUCGCAUUGUUGUCGUUACUCUCAGUAUUUCCAUGGAAUUGGCAUCGCUGGAUUUGCCAAAAGGUCACUUUACACAUAUUUUACUCGACGAAGCUGCUCAAGCAAUGGAAUGCGAAGCAAUAAUGCCAUUAGCGCUCGCAAGUGAAAACACCCGCAUCGUCUUAGCUGGCGAUCACAUGCAAAUGUCUCCCGAAAUCUUCUCCAACUUCGCCAAGGAACGUCGUUUGCACAUUUCGCUACUUGAACGCUUGUACGAUCACUAUCCAUCGGAUUUCCCGUGCAAAAUCCUCCUUUGUGAGAAUUAUCGAGCACAUGAAGCCAUCAUCAAAUACACGUCGGAGCUCUUUUACGAGCAAAAAUUGGUUGCAUCAGGUCGAAUCCCGAAACACGAAAAAUUCUAUCCGCUCACUUUUUUCACGACGCGCGGCGAAGAUGUUCAGGACAAAAAUUCGACGACAUUUUACAACAACGCCGAAGUGUACGAAGUGGUUGAACGCGUUUGUGAGCUGCGAAAAAAAUGGCCCAGUGCAUGGGGAAAAAUUAAUGAUCAAAGUAUUGGAAUUAUGACGCCGUAUGCGGAUCAAGUGUUUCGCAUCAGAUCCGAGCUGAGAAAACGUCGGAUGGCGGGAAUUAGUGUUGAAAGAGUUUUAAACGUGCAAGGAAAGCAAUUUCGAGCGAUUUUCUUGUCAACUGUGAGAACAAGACGAACUUGCACAAAUAACAAGGACACAAAUUCGAACGAGGAAGUCGAUUAUGGAUUUUUGAGCAAUUCGAAAUUACUCAACACAGCAAUCACGCGAGCUCAAAGUCUCGUUGCUGUGGUCGGAGAUCCAAUUGCCCUGUGUUCGAUCGGGAAAUGUCGCAAAAUUUGGGAACGUUUCAUCGAAAUUUGCAAUCAAAACAAGAGUUUGUUCGGAAUUACGUGGUCUCUGCUCCGUUCGCAGCUCGACGGUGUCGAAUUGAAGAAAACUUACGUCUUGAAUCCGCUUGCGCCGGAAUUUAUUCCUCGCGCGCUGCAACACGAGGCAUAUUUGCGACAUCAAACGGACCAUUACAGUCAUUAUCAUCAUCCGAAUCAGUAUCAUCACUCGCAUCAAAAUCACUUUCAGAACUACCAUCCGCCCCAUAAUUAUCGCAAUGCGGGAGGACCGCCGCAUAACAUGAUGUCACAUCCGAAUAUGCCGCCCGGCGGUAUGAAUCACAAUCAAAUUGGACCUCCGGCAUACGGGAAUGGGCCUGUUCCGCAUGGCAUGCAUCCAAAUUUGGGUCCGGGACAUCCGCCGCCGCCGCAGGGACCAAAUUCGCAACAGUUUCCUUAUCAGAAUCCGCUCUACUAUCAAAAUCAGCAAAUGAUUCGCGGGCCUCCGCCUAAUUUGCAGGGUCCGCAACCCAAUGCGGGACCUCCGAUGCCCUUUAGAUCGACAGGUCCCGGAUUUGUGAAUCAAACGCCUCCGAUAAACAUGAUGAAUCAACAACAUGCGCCGCGAACAAUGAAUAUGAAUCAAAAUCACAUGUAUCAUCAACCGAAUUUACUUCCUCCGAGAGGACCUCCGAAUCAAUUUCAUCCAGAAUUACAAGUUCCUCCCGUUCAAAAUGUUCGUAACCAAUUACCGCCUCCGCAACAACCUCCCUUACGAAGUCCCGGAUCUCACAAUCUCCAAAUGCCUUACGGAAUGCAAAAGACACAACAGGCGCCUUAUUUGCCGCCGCCGCCGCAACAACAAACGCCCAAUCAAAUGUUCGCGCCAUCCCAACAAAACGCAUUGCCGCCCAAUUUACGUCAAUCCGCAGCGCCGCAAAUGAGUCCGGCACCUCCGUACGCCCAGCAUUUCAACCAAGAGCAUCACAUUGGAGCUCCCUUGCCGAACGACAUCCUGAACUCGAUGCGAAAUAACGCCGCUGUGGCCCAGCAACAAGUCGUUCAGCAAAAAAUGCCGUAUCCGUCACUCGAUCAACAAGCAUCGCAGGCACGUCAUGUCGAGAACAAAGAUUUUACUUUUCUCCAAAAUGUACAUUUUCCCGAAAAAUUGCCGCAAAUUCAACAACAACCCCCGUCGCAUGUUCAUCAAAGUCAUUUGUCGUCGCAACAACAGCUUCAGCCCCAUCAUGGCGCUUCGCAAAAUCAUCUUCAUUCGAAUUUCGGAGGAAGUCACACGAGCGAUUUAAGUAGUCUUUUGCCGCCGAACAUGAGUUUUUACGAAAUGGCGCUCGAAUCGAAGGAUAUUCAGCUGAAAUGGUUCCUUCGCUUGAUGGAAACGCAAGGAAUCGAAGCAGCCAAUAAAUUUACGGAAAUUUUGAGACAAGUCCCGAAUCUCAUGUCGAAUUCCGGCAUGAAUAAUCAUCAACAGCAACCGAUGAUGCCACAAAAAACGGAAUCUGCCAACGAUUUGGAGCUCGAUAACUUUUUCGAUAAUUUGCCGCAACCCUUGCUGAAAGACAUUCUCGGCUUAUCGACAAGUAACGCACCGAAUUUGGGUUCAACAGCAUCUCACGGAACGGGUUUGGGUUCUUCACAUCUCCUCGGAAACGGAAUUAUGGGAAGUCAUUCGUCCAAAAGUAGCGUCGACAGCGAAUUAAAGGAUUCGCAUCAAUCGGUGCCGCUUUAUCGACGUCAAGCAGGGCAAAGUUACAGCAGUAGCAUGGCAUCAUCGACCUCCGCAUCGACAAAAAAUCACUCAAUUGCGUCAUCGACACCCGACAUUCUCGAGACAAACUUUUUCGAGUCGAUUGAAAAAUUAUCGCAAAAUUUCACGACGUCACUUUUCAAUCAGCAAACCUUCAAUAACGACCAUAAUGGCUUCCAAGCAGGCCUUCCGCCAUUACAGCAACUUCUGAAUCAAGCGAAUUCGCAAUUUUCGCAUCAUCCCGCGAAUAGUCAGCAACAACCACGUAUGAUGAACAUGGGAAGUCAUCAAAUGUCGAGUCAAAAUGUGCAGCAGCAGCAGCAACAACGCGCCAACGAAUCUGUCGAGGAAAUGCUUAAUCGUCACAAUUCGACGACAUAUGCGAGCGUUUUGAGUGGCGCGGGCGCAGGUAAGCAACCGUCAGCGAAUAAUCAUGGGAAAGAGGAUCCGGAUAAAGAUCCAUUUACUGCUAAUUUGUGUGCUUCUCGCAAAAGUAAUGGAUUUUACAAUUAUUUUCAAUAAAAUAAUGUUAAAUGAUAGAGAAAAAACAAGAAAAAAACAUAAAAAAUAAACAUUAAUGUUAGAAAUUAGUUCAUAAACGUAAAAUUAUAAAAGAAAAAAAAAAUAAAAAUUAUAACAUUAAUUAAUAUAAUAUUCAGAUGUAUACCCAAGA
Messenger RNA from Culicoides brevitarsis, 6221 nucleotides. RefSeq names its product probable helicase with zinc finger domain (gene Helz). Gene Ontology annotation, molecular function: metal ion binding; helicase activity. The record is from RefSeq and is a predicted model, not a curated record. The transcript is spliced from 6 exons. Gene Ontology annotation, cellular component: cytosol; P granule. Gene Ontology annotation, biological process: regulatory ncRNA-mediated post-transcriptional gene silencing. NCBI's taxonomy places the organism in Eukaryota, Metazoa, Arthropoda, Insecta, Diptera, Ceratopogonidae. The coding region runs from base 332 to 6070 and encodes 1912 amino acids.